AUGUCCACUCAACUAACCGAGUUGCCGCCGUCGUCUUCGCCUUUCGCAGCCUCCAGCGACGUCCGAUCGAUCCACCGAACACUACAUCUACUUUACCACCGUAACAAGAACCAGCAUCGGUGCACGAAAUGGUGGAAAUGGCUAAGCAUGCUGAAGCGAUGGACGCUGGAACUCGCGUGUGAAAUCGAAAAGAUCGAGAAAUUCGAGGAUGUCCUGAGUGGAGAUGGCACUGGAGAUGAGCACCCUUUUGCUGCGGUGUGGAAGAUAAUGAGGUAUCUCCAUGACGAGCUUGUUCCAAGAUGUUAUAGAGCAUUUUCUACUGUGGUUGCAGACAUUCAGUUUUCUUCCCUGGGCAUUGUCCUGGUAGCUACCCUUGCUGAAGUAUUCAAAAUAGUGCAAGUAAAUACAGGUGAACUAUCAGCACUUGCCCGGGUACUCGACGAUGAGAGAGGUUUGGCAAUUACAUCUAAGUCGAGCAGUAGCUUAGCUGCUAGUGAGGACUUUGGUGAAGUGGUUCGACGCUCUGAAGUUGUGUCUCAAAUCGACAAGAAGGCUAGACCAACUGUCUCAAUGGCUGGCGAUUAUGGGAAGAAGAAGAAAAGAUCUGCCGUUGAUAAGGGCGCGAAACGGAAAAUUGACAGUGAUACAGUCAUGGCUACCGCUCUGGACAAGCCUGAGAGCUCGAGAAAAGAGAAGAAGGAGAAGAAAAAGAAACGGAAAGCCAAUGCAAUCGAUGAUAUUUUUGCUGGCUUGUAA
Molecule: messenger RNA, 756 nt
Organism: Microsporum canis CBS 113480
Lineage: Eukaryota; Fungi; Ascomycota; Eurotiomycetes; Onygenales; Arthrodermataceae
Exons: 2
Coding region: 1-756 (251 amino acids)
Biological process (GO): nuclear-transcribed mRNA catabolic process, RNase MRP-dependent; maturation of 5.8S rRNA from tricistronic rRNA transcript (SSU-rRNA, 5.8S rRNA, LSU-rRNA)
Cellular component (GO): ribonuclease MRP complex
Molecular function (GO): rRNA primary transcript binding
Source: RefSeq, a predicted model, not a curated record